Molecule: messenger RNA, 1926 nt
Organism: Orbicella faveolata
Lineage: Eukaryota; Metazoa; Cnidaria; Anthozoa; Scleractinia; Merulinidae
Biological process (GO): signal transduction
Molecular function (GO): SH3 domain binding
Source: RefSeq, a predicted model, not a curated record
UUAUGCAUCAGCCAAAGCAAACGCAGUCGAUUCACACUGCGUAGAUCUGUUAGAUCGUCUAAAGCGUCUAUGUUUUGCUUACAGGUAUCUCCGCUCCGUAAUGAAUGUCACCGAGGCCAAUAUUGACAAAAUUCAAAGGAGGUGACAAGCUAUCGCUAACAACACGAAGCGCAUAAUAACGGCAGUCGACCCAAUCAAGUUGUCAAAUGGCUAAAGCUGUUGAACCAUUUGCCAACCUCUCCGCUCAGGAGCUGCUUAAAAAUAGUCCAAGACUUUUUGGUUGGGUGAGGAAAGAAGACAUUGCAGGAUUGCGCUCGGUCGUAAAAGUACUCGAUUGGCCCUGGCGUUAUAUGAUUCUAAGUGCUGGGUGUCUUUACUUGUACAAAACAGCUGAUGAUCAAAACUUUAUGGAGGCAAUUCCUCUCACAAAAUUCAGAGUGUGCGAUGCCCCGGAGAAAAGCAAAUAUACCUGGAUGUUUAAAUUGAUACAUGAGUCACUUGGGGGAAAAACGUUGUUCUUUGCUGUGGACUCAGAUUUUGAUUUGAAGAAAUGGAAAGACGCCAUCACUGAAUCAAAGAUUAAGUAUUGCUCUAACACAUCACAGGAAGAUGAAGAGGAUGGUUACUCAGUUAUUGGCGAUAAGGUCUCUCAAAAGCCUGCACCUUCACUUCAUGCCCAGUCAAACAGACCUCGACCCCCAGCACCUCUGCCGUCGUCGAAGCGACUGCAUUCCCACUCUUCUCCCCCUGAUCCUGGGACUGGGAGUAAUCUGUCCCGCAACACCUUGCCAUUCCCUUCGAGAAACCAGCCAUUAGCCAGUGCAGACUAUUCAAAGUCUAAGCCACUGCCUCGACCACCGUGUGACCCGAAACCGAGACCAUUAACGAUGGGUACGUUUCCAAGAAACAGGUCAGAAUCAUCUUCUCAGGCGACGCCAGCCCAGGGAUUGGGUGAUGUACUGAGUCAACUUGGAAAUGUAAAACUUCGUUCGCCAGGUAUAAAGGGCUCUGCGUCUUCUUUGACGCUUUCCUCAAGAGAUUGUUCUGCAGCACCUGGUAAACUUAAAAACGUGAACAGGGGUAACCCAGAUGGACAAAGUUUCAAAAGAAAAGACAGAGAAGGAGUUCUUCCUAACUCAGCUUUGAGACUUGACCUAGACAAGCUGGAAGUCAAUUCCCUCCUGCAAAACAAACAAGGAGUUUACAUUGUACGGAGCAGUCAGUCUGCACAGUCAAGAAGGGCUUUGUCAGUAUGGACUGGAGAUCGAAUUCGACAUUACGUGAUAUUCCAUAAGGAGGACGAAGGUUACGCUCUUGACCCUGCCGGACCAAGAUAUCAUAAAAUGGAGGACCUGUUAAGGCAUUACUACGACUUUAAUCUGCCCAACUGUGACGCAAAAUUCACGAGGCCUUAUAAAUAAUAAUGGUACUGAAGUCACAGUGGACAACGUAUCAAAUGUAAUCGAAGGCAGAAUAAAGCGCAAAUUCAUUAUCAAAUUGAUUUUAUAAUUUCUAAAGCCGUUUUUUUUUUUUCGCUGAUGAAGUAAGCUGAACAUAAUAGUUAUAAUCAACAGUCUGAGCUUAACGUCACGGUUCUUGGUCCAGUCUCGCUGCGUUUGCGUAGCAAACCUUGUUAUCCCCUGAACUCAAGGUUAACCGGAAAAUCUGAGUUGUAACGAACAAACCUUGUUGACCCAGUAGCUGCCAAAUCCCGCUAACAGUUGCUGAGACUAGUCAAGUUAUGUGAAUAACGAAUAAAACCGCAUUCAACAAAGUAUCAGAAUCGAUCUUGUUCGCAAAACUAACCUACGCACUUCAUUGAUCAAGUACUUUGGAAAAAUCAAACAAUUUUUUUUUACCCUUUACAAAGACCAGGAAAUUAAUUGCGAUUAGAAGUUCAUCAAAUAAAUAUUUCAUUUCAUGUUG